Messenger RNA from Nothoprocta perdicaria, 639 nucleotides. RefSeq names its product beta-microseminoprotein-like. Bases 100 to 435 code for a protein of 111 amino acids. Lineage: Eukaryota; Metazoa; Chordata; Aves; Tinamiformes; Tinamidae. The transcript is spliced from 4 exons. The record is from RefSeq and is a predicted model, not a curated record.
UUCUCCUCAAUAUAAAGGCAACGCAGAAAAUCUGCUUGCAGACUGUACUGCAGAGUUCAUCCAGAGACAUUGAGCACUCUGGAAUUCACACGUUAUAUAAUGAAGGGCUUUUUGGCUUUCCUUCUUGCAAUGGGCAUCAUAGUGGCACUGGGCGAUGCCUACUGUUUUACGAAGACGAACACUGCAGGGGAAUCUGCCAAAGGUUGUAUCCUGGAUGGAAAAUUAUACCCCUUUGGAGAAAUAGAAAGGACAGAAAAUUGCUUCAGAUGUAGCUGCAGUCAAGAUGCGAUACGUUGCUGCAGCCUCUUUCAUACUCCUGUUGGUUUCGACAAAGAGAGAUGCAAAGUAGUUUUCAACAAGGAAAGCUGCAAUUACGACGUGGUGGAGAAGGAUGACCCCUCAAAGGAAUGUACUGUCUAUUCUCGUGUGGGUUAAUAGCAGACCUGCUCCAGACUAUGCAUUGCAGAAUUCAAUUCCUCCCUUUCCUACAGAAGCUUUGCCAUGAAAUAAGUGUUUUAACACAUGGGAGAUCUUUCAAGAGAAAGCACUUAAGCAGCUCGCUUUUAAUCUCCUAAUUYUUCUAAUUCAGAUUAUCAAUGUGUCAUUUCUGUGAUUACUGCCAUUUGCAUUGCUGAGCAU